Molecule: messenger RNA, 14622 nt
Organism: Leucoraja erinaceus (little skate)
Lineage: Eukaryota; Metazoa; Chordata; Chondrichthyes; Rajiformes; Rajidae
Product: protein argonaute-3
Exons: 20
Coding region: 401-3019 (872 amino acids)
Molecular function (GO): RNA binding; protein binding
Source: RefSeq, a predicted model, not a curated record
UGACGGUGCUUCCGCUUAGUCGCCGUAGGUGAGAAUUAAAAAAGAAGACGAAAGCGGCGGAGAGAGGGAGAGAGCGAGAGAGAAAAGUAGAUGGUGAGCGGGGCCGGAACGUGGAGAAAGUGAAGGGAGCAGCCAGCGCCGCCGAGUCAGCCGCAUCCAUCGUCCCCGCCCGUAAGCCAGAGGCCUCAUCGGCAUUUCCCAGCCGUCAGCAGCGAGAGGAGAGCCGAGGCCCCGCCGCUCAGGAGGUGUCGCCAGCGGAGACAAGCCACUUGUUCCCAGCCCAGCUUCGCCUGUCACCGGCUCGGCCGACCGACCGACCGACCGACCGCCGGCUGCUGCCGUCCGUCAAGAGGUUGCUGCAAAGCAAACUAAGGAGUGCGUGUAGGAAGGGGCUCCAUGAAUGGAAAUCGGAACCCCAGGAGCUGUUGGGGCUCAGCCCCUCUUCACGGUGCCAAGGCGUCCAGGAUGUGGCACCAUGGGAAAACCGAUUAAACUGCUGGCCAACUGCUUCCAAGUAGAUAUCCCAAAGAUUGACGUCUACCUCUAUGAGGUAGAUAUUAAACCAGAUAAAUGUCCUCGCAGGGUUAACAGGGAAGUGGUUGACUCUAUGGUUCAGCAUUUUAAAGUUCAAAUAUUUGGAGAAAGAAGACCUGUCUAUGAUGGGAAAAAGAGUCUCUAUACUGCUGAUCCCAUUCCAGUCAGCACCACGGGGGUGGAUUUGGAGGUGACGUUACCAGGAGAAGGGAAAGACCGGAUUUUCAGGGUCUCAAUAAAAUUUGUUUCAAGAGUGAGUUGGCACUUGCUACAUGAAGUUCUUACAGGACGGAGUAUGCCGGAGUUGCUGCCCGGGUUGGAUCUGGACAAGCCUCUCAGCACAAAUCCUGUCCAUGCAGUUGAUGUUGUUCUUCGACAUCUCCCCUCCAUGAAGUACACCCCUGUUGGCCGUUCUUUCUUCUCUGCCCCCGAAGGGUAUGACCAUCCAUUGGGUGGGGGUAGAGAAGUCUGGUUUGGUUUCCAUCAGUCCGUCAGACCAGCCAUGUGGAAAAUGAUGCUGAACAUAGAUGUUUCUGCCACUGCUUUCUAUAAAGCACAGCCAGUAAUUCAGUUCAUGUGUGAAGUUCUAGACAUACAUAAUAUUGAUGAACAACCGCGACCUUUGACUGAUUCCCAUCGUGUCAAAUUCACCAAAGAGAUAAAAGGAUUGAAAGUUGAAGUAACUCACUGUGGACCUAUGAGGAGAAAGUACCGUGUGUGCAACGUCACCAGGCGACCAGCCAGUCAUCAAACGUUCCCCUUACAGCUGGAAAAUGGACAGACUGUGGAAUGCACUGUGGCGCAAUAUUUCAAACAGAAAUACAACCUUCAGUUAAAAUACCCACACCUACCCUGUCUGCAGGUGGGACAGGAGCAGAAACACACCUAUCUGCCACUGGAGGUCUGUAACAUUGUGGCGGGGCAGCGUUGUAUCAAGAAACUGACGGACAAUCAGACAUCAACAAUGAUCAAAGCAACAGCACGCUCAGCACCUGAUAGACAAGAGGAAAUAAGUAAAUUGGUAAAAAAUGCAAACUAUGACGCUGAUCCUUUUGUCCAGGAGUUUCAGUUUAAAGUUCGAGAUGAAAUGGCUCAUGUGACUGGCCGAGUACUUCCAGCCCCCAUGCUGCAGUAUGGGGGGAGGGUGGAACCAAGUCAUUUUAGAUUACAAACUAAUCGUACAGUUGCUACUCCAAGUCAUGGUGUUUGGGACAUGCGGGGGAAACAGUUUCAUACUGGGGUUGAAAUCAAAAUGUGGGCAAUAGCAUGUUUUGCAGCACAGAGACAAUGUAGAGAAGAAGUACUUAAGAGUUUCACUGACCAGCUACGGAAAAUAUCUAAAGACGCCGGAAUGCCAAUUCAGGGCCAGCCAUGUUUUUGUAAAUACGCACAAGGAGCUGAUAGUGUGGAGCCAAUGUUCAGGCAUCUGAAGAAUACGUAUUCAGGCCUACAACUUGUUAUUGUUAUUUUACCUGGGAAGACACCGGUCUAUGCUGAAGUGAAGCGUGUGGGAGAUACUCUACUAGGGAUGGCCACUCAGUGUGUUCAGGUGAAGAAUGUUGUUAAAACAUCUCCACAGACGUUAUCAAACCUCUGCCUGAAGAUUAAUGUGAAAUUAGGUGGAAUCAACAACAUUUUGGUACCACAUCAACGACCAUCCGUGUUCCAGCAACCUGUGAUUUUUCUGGGAGCUGAUGUUACACAUCCACCAGCUGGAGAUGGCAAGAAACCCUCAAUCGCUGCUGUUGUAGGCAGUAUGGAUGCCCAUCCUAGUCGUUACUGUGCCACUGUGCGUGUACAGAGACCACGACAGGAGAUCAUUCAAGAUUUAGCAUCUAUGGUUCGAGAACUUCUCAUACAGUUUUACAAAUCAACACGUUUUAAGCCGACCCGAAUUAUAUUUUAUCGUGAUGGAGUUUCUGAAGGGCAGUUUCGUCAGGUUUUGUAUUGCGAGCUUUUGGCGAUUCGAGAAGCAUGCAUUAGCCUGGAGAAAGACUAUCAACCUGGUAUUACUUAUAUAGUGGUGCAGAAACGGCAUCAUACACGAUUAUUCUGUGCUGAUAAGAAUGAAAGGGUUGGGAGAAGUGGAAAUAUUCCAGCAGGAACCACGGUAGAUACAGAUAUCACCCACCCAUAUGAAUUUGAUUUUUAUCUCUGCAGCCACGCUGGGAUACAGGGGACAAGUCGCCCCUCUCACUAUCAUGUUCUGUGGGAUGACAACUGCUUCUCUGCGGAUGAGCUUCAGCUCCUUACCUAUCAACUGUGUCACACGUAUGUGCGUUGCACACGCUCUGUGUCUAUCCCAGCACCAGCGUAUUAUGCACAUCUAGUGGCAUUUAGAGCAAGGUACCAUUUGGUGGACAAAGAGCAUGACAGUGCUGAAGGCAGUCACAUUUCUGGUCAGAGUAAUGGACGUGACCCUCAGGCUCUUGCCAAGGCUGUGCAGAUUCACCAGGACACAUUGCGCACUAUGUACUUCGCUUAAGUUUGGGAAAUUCUCUCCAGAAGGAACCGAAAAUCACAGCCUGCAAUUCCAGUGGGGUCAGUUUACGGGCAUGUCUCCAGCCAUACUGUAACUUUCACUGUGUGGGGACAAUAAUUUCAUAAACUGACGAAAAGAGAUUGUUUACCUACGAAGAUCAUAGCACUAUUAUGCAAUAUGAAACCAGCCAACUGCUCUGUGUGUGUGUGUGUGUGUGUGUGUGUGUGUGUGUGUAUGCGAGUGUGGGUGUGUGCAUGUGCGUGCGUGCUCCGUCAGACCUUGUGUCUGUGUCUUUCCUUUUUUUUUUUCUCCGGUAUAGUUUUCUUUUUGCCUUUACCUCAGUGUUUGGCAGCACAAAAGUCAUGCAACAUGAAAAUGGGACAAAGAAAAAUGUUUGACAAAACUUGGAUAUCAAAACAAGUCACUAAUUAGUUCAGAGGUCCAAUCAUUUGCUUGGAGUCUUCAACUUGGAAAGGUGGGUGGUUGGAGAAGGAGGUGAAGACUUGCUGGAAAAAAAAUAUUCUAGGGAAUAACUACCAAUGCUUUAUAAGAUCCAAAAGUCCACCUCCACCAUGCCACUUUUCAAAUUCUGCAUACUCAUCAAUUAGUGAGUUAAAUCAACAGAUUAUUGAACUCAGCUACUAGCUAUGGUUGAGCACCAUAAACAGUGCAGUGGAAUUUUGUAUAGAAGAUAAUAUCCAUGUCUUGGAUAACCCUUAAUUAUUGACGAUAUAAGAUCUUUUGAAAAUUCCAAGAAAUGGGGCUAUGUUUAAUGUAGAAACUUCUGCUUUUUGUUACUGUUUACUUGCUAGCUCACAACAAAAUGUGAUGUUUUCUGUUUUAGCAUCCUAUAUUUAUUAGAAAAAAUAAUGCUUAAUUUAAUAUGGAUUUACAUUAAAGUAUAGUAGCAUCAAUUCUAUUUAGUUCUGGAAUGUAACCGUGUUGUAUACUGACAGAACAUUGCUACCGUUAGUGCAAUAAGCGGUUGGUAAGAAAGCCCGUGUCCUACGCUGUUCUGGAGCAGCAGUUGUACCACUAUAAUCGUGGGAGAGUGGACACCUCCGCACUUCAGAACCUUAUCAGUUUUAAUAAGAAAAAGAUGAAUGCAAAAAAAAAGUAGGGCUGGGAUGUUUUAAUAUUACUUUAUUGGGACAUUGCUUUAUUUAAUUUACACAUCUAAUCACUGAAAUGUGAAUUUUUUUCAAAUAUUUCUGUUUUAUUUCAGUCAUUCCAUUUUAAGAUAUACCGAUUUUUUUUAUUUUGAAAUUUUUCAUAAAACAGUUUAAUGUGUCAUUGAUACAAAUCUCAUGAUGUCGUUUGCACUUUGUAAAACCUCAUGAACUGCAUAUUUUAUCUAACGGUUGUCAUUGCACUGGCUUGAACCGCAAUAUACAAAAUGCUGCAGCCCUACAAAAUCGCCUCUCCUCUACAUGAAAAUUUCUAUUGUUAGUAAAAAGAACUCGAACUUUAUGAAAACAUGGAAUUCACUGCAGAAUUUUCCUACCCUUUCAGAAAAGCUGAGUCCUUGUUUAAUAUGAGUUGCUCAUAAAGCAAAGUAAAAUAUUUUUCAGUUUAUUCCUCUUCAUCUCUUAAAUAUACAGUGCCCUCCAUAAUGUUUAUUUAUUUAUUUGCCUCUGUACUCCACAGUUUGAGAUUUGUAAUAGAAAAAAUCACAUAUGGUUAAAGUGCACAUUGUCAGAUUUCAAUAAAGGCCAUUUUUAUACAUUUUGGUUUCACCAUGUAGAAAUUACAGCAAUUAACACAUAUCCCCCCCCCCCCCCCCCCCCCAUUAUUUCAGGGCACCAUAAAGUUUGGGACAAAGCAAUGCCAUGUAAAUGAAAGUAGUCAUGUUUAGUAUUUUUUGCACAUCCUUUGCAUGCAAUGACUGCAUGAUGUCUGCAAUUCAUGGAUAUCACCAGUUGCUGGGUGCCUUCGCUGGUGAUGCUCUGCCAGGCCUGUAAUACAUCCAUCUUUAGCUUAUGCUUGUUUUGGGGGAUAGUCCCCUUCAGUUUUCUCUUCAGCAUAUCAAAGGCAUGCUCUAUUGGGUCCAGAUCAGGUGAUUGACUUGGCCACUCAAGAAUUAACCAUUUUUUUGGGUUGGAAAAACUCCUUUGUUGCUUUAGCAAUAUGUUUGGGAUCAUUGUCAUGCUGUAGAAUGACCCGCCAGCCAAUGAGUUUUGAGGCAUUUGUUUGAACUUGAGCCAAUAGGAUGUGUCUAUACACUUCAGAAUUAAUUAUGGUACUACCAUCAGCAGUUGUAUCAUCAAUGAAGAUAAGUGAGCCAGUAUCUUCAGCAGCCAUACAUGCCUAGGCCAUAACACCCCCACCACCAUUUUUCACAGAUGAUGUGGUAUGUUUUGGAUCUUGGACAGUUCCUUCUCUCCUCUAUACUUUGCUCUUGCCAUCACUCUGAUAUGUUAAUCUUCGUCUCAUUUGUCCACAACUGUGGUUGUUCUUUUAAGUACUUCUUGGCAAACUGUAACCUGGCCAUACUGUUUUUGCAGCUAACCAGUGGAUCGCAUCUUGCAGUGUAGCCUCUGUAUUUCUGUUCAUGAAGUCUUCUGCAGACAGUGGCCAUUGACAAAACCAAAAUGUAUAAAAGUGGCCUUUAAUAAAAUCUGACAAUGUGCACUUUAACCACAUGUGAUUUAUUUUCUAUUACAGAACUCAAAUUGUGGAGUACAGAAGCAAAUAAAUAAAUGAUGGGUCUUUGUCCCAAACAUUAUGGAGGGCACUGUGGGAAGGGCUAACACUGCGAAUGGUGCCUAAACUUUCAAAGGAUAGUCCUACUUUAAAGUGGAGUUCAGAAGUCCAAACUGAUUCUUCAGGCAUGGUCACAGUAUUGAAAGCUUGAAGUCCAGCAACUUCAUAAAAACAUAUUCUAUUAAUUCAUGGUGCUGAACAAUCUGAAUUAAAUUAAGAAACUUCAGAUGUGUUUGUUAAUUUCUAACAACAAAUAACAACUAACAUCACUCAAAAAUCAGCCUUUCAUUCUGGACAUUAAACAAAUUAUGAAUAGUAUGCAUUUAUUUAGCUAUUCUUUGUGUGAAAGAGUUGCACAUUACUUGUUUGUUUUGUGCCUUUUAGAAACAUAAGUAUAUAUUUUUAGUGUGCAUGUACUUUCCAAUUGUAGUUAUGGUUAAUUAUUUUCCAUUGAGUUCCUGGUGUUCAAGAAUGCAGCUGUAAAAUAAUUAGUUACACUGAACUUCAAUCAUUUACUGAUUUAUGAUGCAUCUGAGUAAGGAACACAUUCUUACUAUGAUUCUAUUUUGCUUGGUUGAUCGUACAACUGUAGUGCAUAUUAUACCAUUCCUACAAAUUUAUCUUGUUGCCUUUUGUGGUAGAUUGGAACUUUUGUUAUCAGUUAGUCUUCAGUUCCUAGUUUACAAUACCAAAAGAAAGGAUUGGCUGUUUCCAAUGAAACAAAAGGUGAUUUGCCUGAGAGGAACAUAAUGAGCUUUUAAUAAAUUAAUUCUAAUAGUUUUUAAAUUUAGUUUUUAAAUGCUGCUAAUUAAAAGGAAUCUCUUUCUUCUUCAAAUUGGUCUGUUGCAGCUCUAGUUGUACAUGAUUGUUAGAACAUCUUAAAAAUAUCAAAAUGCCUCUGAUACUUUUAUAGUUGCUUUUAUAAUCACACGUUGUUGAAUUUUAACAGUGACUCUUCAAAUGACUGGUUAGAUUAUGUCGCUUCAUGAAUUUUGCUUUGAGAAUGAGUAAAGUAAAACUACUUGAGAGUAGAUAAUUUGAGGCGUCAAAUAAAUAUAGUUAAUCAGGAGCACCCCCCAAUUCAAGAAAUCUUCCCUUAGUUUAAAAAAAAAUCUAUCCUUUGGAGAAUUGUUUUGAGGACAAUUUUUCUUUGGAACUCCUUUGCUGAUAUAUACUAAUAUUCUUCCAAAAUAUUAAUGAAGCAGAGAUUUAGGAGACAGUUCCAGCUAUUACUCUGCUGUUAAAACCAUUAUCUAGACAUGAUGUCUUCAGAUACAAUUUCUACAUCAAUUGAAUCUUUCAUUACAUUCUCCAUCAAAAAGUGCCUUGAUGGACAAAUAGGACAAUGCUAGACACAGGGAAACAAAAUAUCCACCAAAUGCAGGUUAGUAAUAUAAACUUAAGAGUGGAUCUUUUCAUGGAGAGGUCAAUUGCUUAUUAGAUUAUCGAAUAAAAAAUAUUUCACAAAGGAAGCAAAGUUUAAAAUUAAAACUACAUUGGCAAAUUGUGUUCACUGAUUUCAGCGGAAUGAAUGUCAUUUCUCACUUACAAUAGAGAGCAAAACCAAAAUCCUGCAAAUCUUAUUCUGUAACCUGGAGGUUCCCUUGGAAACAUGUGUAUCAACAGAUAAUUUGCCAAACUCUAUCAAAUGAAAAUUCACAGAAGAUAAAAUAUGAUCAUUUUAUCCCCAGUUCUUAUAACAUAGUGAUGAUUACCUACAACCCUUCUUCCUUGCAUUCACUAUUUAGUUUGGUAGUAGACAAAAUUCUAAGAAAGUUAAUUCACGGUUUUCUAGCCUUUAGCAAUAGAUCGCAAAGAACUUUUGGUAAUUCAAAUGGAUGAUCAAAACUGCUUUCAAUCAUGAACUAUAAUGGGAACAGUGAAUAGGCAAAGUUUGAAAGAAUCCACAAUCAUGCAGAUAGGUGUUCUAGUGCCUCUGUGUGCCCACUGCUAAGGAUGUACGAUGCUUAAUUUUAACUCCACGUAAUUUAAUGUUAACUUGCCAUCUUCUUGUGAAUUAUAUUUGAGAGGGAGGAGACUUCUGCAGUCAUGCCAAACCAAGACCAGUAUGAUACUUGGUGCCUUUGUUAUGUUCCAAUUGAUCUCAAUGGUUAAUUUAAUUGAGCCAAUGCCAAGUUUGGAUUACAAUUCAAAACACCACUCUUUACUUUGGACAAUGUACAAUAAUAAUGUACAUGUAAUGCUGCUCUUGCAAAUUUACAACAUAGCAUUUGAACCAAAUGCUUCCUUGUACUGCAUAUUUAUUGGUCAGGUAUUUCUGAAAUAAUAUUCUGUAAAAUAGAGAUUUUCUGUCAGGAGGGGCGAGUGUCCCUGUACCAUACCCAUCAGCUCAGUUUGUAAAUGCCUGCAAAAAGUGCCGACUGCAUUUGCAAAUGUACUUCAUAAUGUACCAGCGUUGGGAGGGCAGUGAGACCGAUAGCUGCUAUUUGUUAAUCAGUGUCAGACAAUAACUGCACUAGGAAUUGAAGUUAUGCUCACAAUUCCUAUUUACAAGAGUGAAGGGAAGAAUGUAGUAAUUGACCAGCAUAAAAAUUGAAUCAGGCCAGCUCUUUCCAAGCCCUUUUUUUUGUUAUUUUCUGUACCCUGACUGCUGAUUCAUGUGCGGUACUGAUGUACAGCAACUUGUACUGGAUUAUGCAGCAAGACAAUAGAUUUGCUUCAAAUGCAAAUCUGACUCAUUGCUUAUAUCAGUACCAUCACGUUGGAGUUAUGUCAAUCUUGUGUUGGUUCUGGCAAGGUAGUAAUACAUGCUGCAUCUAGGUACCUCUCACUAAUAGUUAUUGUAGUAACAUGGGGACAUUUGCUAGCAUAGCAUUUAUUGUUUUAGUGUACUGGAAUGAUCUCAGUACAGAUCUGGUGCUACUAGAUGCAAUAUCUAUACCACUACAUCUGUAGUAAAAGCUGGAUCUGAUUUUUACUGAACACCUGUGCUGUAUGGGUCCAGUACUUGUACCAUACAGUUUUGGUACAGGCACCAACUCUAAUGGUACAAAUCUGAUAUUUGUGCUGGUCUUUUGCAAAAGGAAAGAGGUGGUUUCAGCAUUAAAGCUGAUCCAUUUAAAUUAAUAUUUGAAGGACAGUCCUUAGAAAGUGCCUUUACAGAAGCUGGUGCUGUAGAUUUGUUGUUCAUUACGUGGCUGAACGUUUUAUAUAAUGCCAAGAAUAUUGAUAGUAUCCUGUAGCUGAUAUGUUUAAUGACAGUUUCUUCUCAGUCAGGACCAAGAUGGGGACUAUAGUUUGAAAAGCUUUGAAGAACACUCUCAAUACACAACCUAAUCAGAAAAAAGACCCAGAACGGGAGCUGUGAUUGUUAUAAAUUAACUAUGUUGCUUUAUAAUCCUGUGUAAAGAAUUCAAUGACUGUUGAGUUGAUGCCCAAUUCUCCUCACCACCACCCCACAUCCAACUCCUUCCCCCAAAGUUUGAAGGAUGGAUGAUUAAUACAGGCCAAAUGAAUGUAAUGAAGUUUAAGUGGUAUACAGAAUGAAGUCUGUUAUGUUUGUAAUUCAUCUGUUACUUUAGCCAUAGAUUUGUUUUCUAGAUGGCCGACUACAUUCUGUGUCGUUUCUGGUAUUAGGCCUAUAUCAUCUUAUUUCCCAGCUAGAGAUUAUGUUAGAUCGCGAAUCAGAUGGAACUCCUGGAAGACACGAUACAGUUUGUGAAAUAGUGAGCAUCUAUUUACAUGUAAAUGUAGACACAUGAUUCUCAUGUUUCCCCUGGCAUUUUAUGAAUGUUAUAUUUGUGGAGGUGGAUUCAUAAAAUCUUUUAUUUUAAAACAAAGGAACCAUUUAUAAUUUUGUAUAGUAAUGCAAAAUAACCCUUUUAACACAUGCUUAAAUGUGCUCACUGGUGGAGCUAGAUAGUCAGGAAAGGAAUAUUAAUUCAUUGACGUUUACAUAUGGUAUUUGGCGCACUGUUUGCUUCUAAUUCAAAAGACCAGACCCAAGAACUAAAAAAUCAACCUUGUUUGGAAUGGUACAUUCAAAAGUAGUGCUUUUUGAAUGCUGUAUUCAUUAAACAAGUUGACACUGUUUUUAAAUCUGAUGUACUGGUAUCACCUGAUACUGUAUCGGAUGUUGUUAUCUGAUGGUGUUUUAUCAAAUCAAUAUCUUAAUUCCUGCAAAAGCAUAGUGAGCAGCUGAGCCAUCCAGAACAGCAAGAUCCCAUUGAUUAUAUGUCUGUCAAGUGAUUUCAGCUGAAUCAUAAAAGGAGUUCUAGAAUUGGCUUCAACAUGAAAGAGGAGAAAAUUGGGUCGGAGUCACUACUUCUGGCUUGAGAUAAUUUUUUUGCUCCAGAACUACACACGAAUAAAGGCAAUUUGAGCAAGAUACGAUAAGUUCAAUACUCUUACAAAGAAAUGGUUUAAAGGAAGUGGCUAUGUAUUUUAAUGAUUUAUUCCAAUUUGUUCUAAUUGGAUUAUUUGUUUAUCAUUUCUUGUAUAAAGAAACUGGCAUUUUUUUUAUUCUGAGGAAACUGCAUUAAUAACUUGUUAACUAACCUCCCUUCAAAUUAUUAACAUAAUGUGAUGUGAUUUAUCAAAUUAAAGUGAAAACACCAUAUUAUAAACCAAUUUCUUGAUCUGUUUGGCUGCCUUUAUCCCGCAAUGUCUUGGUGUGUAGUUGGAUUCACAGUUGAAGUAUUUUUUUAAUAUAUUUUCUAUUAGCAGAUAUGAGUACUUUUAGAUUUCCAAUGAUUUAAUUAUAGUUUUGCUGGAUUAAUCUUUUUUUUAAAUAGUUUAAAAUGUAGUAAUAAACAAAAAGCAAAGAAUCAUCAAAACCAAGUUACAGUACACUACAUUGAAAUGAUAAAAUAGUGAAGCAUAGAAAGGAAAUAUUGUUCCAUCACAUCUGUGCCAUUACUCUUGAAAAACCAAUCCAAUUUAGACCUAUACUACAACGUUGUCCCUUUCUUAGAUUACACGCAUAGAUACCACUCCCUAUUUGCUCUAUCAAAAAUCCUCUAUUUUGAAUAAUCCAUGAAAUAUCCUAUUCCUUAGAGCUCUCUGAUAAUCCUAACCUGGGCCCUCUCUGAUGCCUUGACAUCAUUCCCAGCUGUCCAUUAUUAAAUAAAAUAUUGAACUGAGUGGUUAAUUAAUUAUUGUACCAUUCCCCAUGAAUAUAUUUAUUAGUUUAUAAUUGUAUAGUUUCUGCUUGGCCAGCUUCCUACGUAUUAGUGGAGGUAUUUAUAUUGAGUUGGUGGAAAUGUACAUUGUGGAAAUGGUGGAAAAAUGAAAUGUAGAAAAUUCGAUCAAAAUUGAGCCAGCUGGAAGAAAUUGUCCAUUGUGUGUUGCUUGUAUUAAGUUGGGUAAAAUGUUCUUCAUUAAGAUUUUAAAAGAAGAGGAAUUUAUUUAAUUUGUAUUUUAAUCCUUUUGUGAUCAGAACCUCAGUGGUUGGUGAUGUUGGGUCAUAGUGUGAAAUGAAACUUUUCACCAACUUUAUUUACUUUUAGUUUUUUAUUAGAAGAGUCGUAUCAUGGGGAGGAGGAGUAGAAAAAUUAAUGUUUGUGAGCUCAAAAGAAGUGUGCCUCCUGCUAGCCUAGCACAGAGCAGCAUUUGUAUCAACCUCAAGGAGAAUUCUUGCACAGUUUCCUAGCUGAGAAGGCUGAAUGAAAGAUAAAAAAAAUAGUAGAUUUGCUGGUUGUGUAUGGUGAGCAUUCUGUUAUAAGGAAGCUUGGAAUUAAAAUAAAAACACUGCACCUCAAUAUCCUUCAUAUGCUGCAAAAGAAAAUACUGCUUUGGUUACAUUAUAUCUGCUGCACAUGCUUGACAAUACACUUUAAAAUGUUAAAACAUUGUCUUAAUAGCAGUUAUCGAAAUUGGGUUUAUAAUGGAAAAGAUGAGCCUUUAUUUUGUGGUUAUUUCUAAGAAUUAACUUAUUACUCAUGUUUAGCAUACUGCAAGGUAACAUGCAUUAGUGUUGCAAUUAUAUGUUUAGAGGGAGAUUAUUUGCUAUUGCGUGAUGCCUUUCUUCAGAGCAGAUGAGUGGAGAUUUGAAAUUUUGUGUUAUCUGUAUUAUUUUUGGAUGUUGUAUUUUAUUAGUGUGUUGAGGUCACUGACGUUGAAUCGCAGGCCUUCAUUAAAGGGUUAUAAGAUAUUUGUGAACAAUUCUUGCAAAAGAUAAAGAUAAGAUUAUUAAUAACUUUACUUCUUUAGAGAUUCAAUAUUUAACUACACAACCUCUUGUUAAUGAAUUCCAAUAAUUGUGAUUGUGUCAUAAACACUUUGGUAUUUUCCAGCCACAUCUAGUUUUAACUGAAAUAGAGCAGUGAAACAAUCUUUACAAGCAGUCCAAGAACCCAUUGCAAGUCAUGUAAUGAAGGCAACCUAUGUAUUUCAUCUUAAUCUAUUAUACUGUUUAUUCCCUUUUAGUUACAUUCUCCUGGUCAAAUGGCCAAAUUCCAAUCCAUUAAUCCAAAGUGACCUCCGAUGUGCUUCAUGCCGUAUAGCAAUUUUUCUAAUUUUUAUAACUAACUAUAGAGAUUUGACCUUUUUGAAUGAGUAAAAAUCCAACUUUGGUGCACAUAACUAAAACUGAGGGUCUUUUUUUUCCUUUACCUGAUAAUGUCAGCAUUGUGGUUGGUCAAUGGUGAGUCAAUGUUAUACUCUGGGAACUGAGAAAGCCAUGCUGGGGUUUAUGGGAGAGAAUCAAAUAACAAUAUUGAUUUUUUUAUCAAGCACAAACAUUAAUUUAACCAAUUAGAUAACUUAUUUUACUGCCAUUGAAUCAUAAUCGCGUCUCUGACAAUGUAACAGUUUUCAUGUGAAAUCAAAAAAAAUUCCACUUCUAUGGUCCAUAAGUCUUUAGCCAAAAAAAAGAUCAGUGGUCCUAUUUCUAAGUCUCUGGUCAUCCUUGAACUCUAGUUCUGUUUCAAAACCAGCUGUGGUGGGUGACUUGGCAGCCAAGUGUUCCCUAGAAAAGUGCCUGAUGUUGAGUGAGUGUUUCCCUGACUGACUGGCCACAUUUGAAAGUUCACCUUUUAGGAGUGGCAAGCCAUUUCUGUGAUACCCGUCUUAGCACAGUGUGCAUUAUCAGUGCACUUAUAUAAUGUCAGUGAAUUACAAUACAUCUUCACUGAAUUGAUGCAGGUUUGCACAUCAAGAAAAUCUUCAUUUUAUAAAUGUAAUAGUUUAUUUUCUGCCUUUGAAAUAAAUAAAAAUUGUGAUAAAUUUCCAUCAAUUACAUGAUCGGCCACUGUCACCCAACAUGCAUGUUAUAAUCUGGCUGCUAAUGUUACCUGAAACAGCUAAGCAAGGGUGAGAAGAUCAUCCAAUUAAUACCUAUGAAACUGAAGAAUUACUGGAUCUUUCUUUGUGGGAUAAACUGCAUUCCUAGCGUUUCUUGCUGUGUAUAGUUUGCAUUCAGUUUUUGUAUUAGACUGGAGAAUAUAUGUGACUCUUCAAAGCUAACUUUCAUGGAAAUAACCUGCAUUAACCUUCUUGAGCAUUAAAUGGACUUUUUUUAAAUGCUAUUUAAUUAUCCGCAAUUUUCAUUAUUAGGCGACCAUCAUCCCUGGAGCUCCAUUGUGAUGUUGCUGAAUCAUUGCGCUGUUGAAGUUGCAACAGUUGCAUAUUUGUCAUUGUUGAACUACAGUAGCUUGUCACACUCCAAUUGGUUAUUCAGCAGUUUAAACUUAGCUUCUUGGUUUAAAAAAAAACUACCCAAAUAUGACUGAAUAUACUUUAGUCUUCCAAAUAUGCAUCAAUAUUUAAUGCCUUCAAACCAUCUUUAGAUAUCUACCAUGUGAUGCACAUUAUGAAUGAGAAAUGCAUAGGGCCACAUAACAUCUAUUCCAAGUAUUAUAUGAAUAAGAUGAUUUGUAAUCUAAAAUGGAUGCAGAAUUAUUAUUGCAGUCCUCAAGAGGGUUAAUGUUAUCCAGUUAUUUUUCUAAAUGUGUCCAUAAUUUGUAAUAUCUUACUCAGUCCAUUCUUGUAAAAAAAAGAAAUGAGCAUGAUUUAUUGUUAUAAUGCAUAUGUAUUUGCCAGUUACUAGUUGGAUUUUGUUGUCUGUGGACAGUCUGAUCCAAAGUUUUGUGUACGUAUGCAAACAUUUUGAUUGCCCUCAAAAAUCAUAGCACUCAUUUUCAGUGUUGAAAUAAUUCGAGGUAUUCUCCCCCAUUUAUGUUUUGGUAAAUUGAAUUUUCCUGUCACGUUAAGUUUUGACUUAAAAUUUCCAUCAAUAAAUAUGCAAAAUAAAUUGUUCAUGCGAUUGUGUGCAGAUGUUUUUCUGCACUAGACAUAUAUGAAUGAUUGCCAGUUGAAAUUUCUGUGAAAAUAUUCAGGACCAUUUUGGCCCUAUUUCAUGAAAUGGGGAGGGAUUUUACUUCCUAUUUUAUCUCAACUGAAAAGAUUAAUGAUCCAAAAAUCAUACAGGGCAGCAAUUUGUUUUUCAAACUACACGCAAGAAACAUCUGUGCUUUACUUUGUCCAUGUAUUUAAUAACAAAUAUUUUCUUUUUAAAAGAAAUUGGUAAAUGACAUAACCAUUGUACAUUUAUAUGCUCAAAAUAUUUUUGCAAUGUCCCCAAAAGAGAACUUGUGAUUGUUAUAGUUAUUUUUGCUGCAAGAAUGCUUCAUUGUUACUAGAAACAUUUGCUAUUCAGUGCAUCUUUCCCCUGACAGCUUGCGCUUUACAAGCCAGAGAAUCCAGAAGGAUUUCUCAACAAGCAAUUAGACAUUGUCUUAGUGACAACAUCUUGUGAUUUGUCCCACGCUGUCACACAGUGGGAUGUUUCCCAGUCUUAAUUAUGUAUUGAAAAUCAAAUCAACCGUAUAGCAAAAAAGAUUUGAUACCAAAAUCCUAUAGGUUCCUUGACUAAAUCUAUUGUAAUUUUUUUGUAACUUUUUGUUCAGUGUUACUGUCCUCAAUAAAAAUUUAUUUCAAUUACA